This is a messenger RNA of Gastrolobium bilobum, 3090 nucleotides long. RefSeq names its product probable LRR receptor-like serine/threonine-protein kinase At3g47570. Gene Ontology annotation, molecular function: protein binding; protein kinase activity; ATP binding. The transcript is spliced from 2 exons. Bases 1 to 3090 code for a protein of 1029 amino acids. Lineage: Eukaryota; Viridiplantae; Streptophyta; Magnoliopsida; Fabales; Fabaceae. Gene Ontology annotation, biological process: protein phosphorylation. The record is from RefSeq and is a predicted model, not a curated record.
AUGGAUCCUUUUUCUCUCGUAUUACCUACAAUUUGGUCUAUAUGCCUUCACCUACUUCUUCUCUUUACUUUGAACUCACUAUGGUUUACCACAAACACAAGUGCCUCUGCAUCUGCAGGAAAUGAGAGUGAUCACAUGGCAUUGCUCAAAUUCAAGGAAUCAAUAUCCAGUGACCCACGUGGAAUCUUAGGUUCUUGGAAUAGUUCUGCCCACUUUUGCAACUGGUAUGGAAUCACAUGCAGCCCCAUGCAUCAAAGAGUUACAGAGUUGAACCUACAAGGAUAUCACUUACAUGGGUUCAUAUCUCCACAAGUUGGCAAUCUCUCUUUUCUUAUAAACCUCAACCUCAAGAACAACAGCUUCUAUGGAAAAAUUCCACAAGAAUUGGGUCGGUUGUUACAACUGCAACAACUCUAUCUCAGCAAUAACUCAUUGGUUGGGGAAAUACCUACAAACUUGACAAGUUGCUCUAAUCUUCAAGGCUUACACUUGUCAGGGAACAAUCUGAUUGGCAACAUACCAAUUGAAAUUGGCUCUCUUGGGAAGCUCCAACAAGUAUUCAUUACUCAAAACAAUUUAACAGGACAAAUCCCACCAUCCAUAGGGAAUCUUUCAUCCCUUACUGAUCUUAAUGUGUUUUCUAAUAGCUUGGAGGGAAAUAUUCCACAAGAAAUAUGCAGCUUGAAAAACUUAGCAACAAUAUCAGUGGGGAUCAAUAAACUAUCUGGUAAACUUCUUUCUUGUCUUUACAAUAUGUCAUCUCUCACUUUAUUCUCUGUUGAUACGAACCAAUUUAAUGGUUCUCUUCCACCAGAAAUGUUCCUCACACUCCCUAAUCUCCAAACAUUUUUCAUUGGUGGGAAUCAAAUCACAGGGAAAAUCCCAACUUCCAUCACAAAUGCAACUACCCUUCAAGCAUUUGAUAUCACUGAAAACUAUAUGGUAGGACAAGUUCCAAGUCUAGGGAAGCUAAGAGAUAUUCGGCUCCUAGAUCUGUCUCAUAACAAUCUAGGAGGAAACUCAACAGAAGAUUUGGAGUUUUUAAAAUCAUUGACAAAUUGUAGUAAGUUGAAUGUGGUUGAUAUAUCCACCAAUAAUUUUGGAGGUCAUUUACCAGAUUCCUUGGGAAAUUUUUCCACCCAACUCAAUUACCUAUAUCUUGGGAGCAAUCAUAUAUCAGGACAAAUUCCGGUGACAUUAGGAAAUCUAAUUAGCUUAAUACUUUUGACCAUGGAAAAUAACAGAGUUGAAGGGGUGAUUCCAACUACUUUUGGGAAGUUUCAAAAUUUGCAAGUGUUAGAAUUGAUUGGGAACAAGCUGUCAGGAGAUAUACCAGCCUUCAUAGGCAACCUAAGUCAGUUGUAUCAUUUGGGUUUAGGACAGAAUACGUUAGAAGGAAAUAUUCCUCCAAGCAUAGGAAACUGCCAAAAGUUAGAAUACUUAGACCUUUCUCAAAACAACCUUAGAGGAACCAUACCCUCAGAGGUAUUUAGUCUUUUCUCUUUAACAAACUUAUUGGACCUAUCACAAAACUCAUUGAGUGGUAAUAUACCAGAAGAAGUGGGAAGGCUAACAAAUAUUGAUAUGUUGAAUGUCUCUGAGAACCAUUUGUCUGGGAAUAUUCCUGGAGCCAUUGGAGAAUGCAUAAGCUUGGAGUACCUUUAUUUGCAAGGGAAUUCCUUCGAUGGAAUCAUACCAUCCUCUUUGUCUUCAUUAAAAGGUCUUCAACGUUUAGACUUAUCACGAAACAGCUUGUCUGGAUCAAUUCCUAAAGAUCUGCAAAAUAUUUCUUUCUUGGAGUACCUGAAUGUGUCUUUUAACAUGUUGGAUGGCGAGGUACCAACUGGAGGUGUCUUUCGAAAUGCAAGUGCGUUAGCAGUCACUGGAAAUGAUAAGCUUUGUGGAGGUAUUUCUGAGCUGCAUCUACUACCAUGCCUUGUCAAAGGUGAGAAACAUGCAAAUCACCAUAAUUUCAUAUUGAUAGCUGUGAUAGUUAGUGUGGUUGCUUUUCUUCUCAUACUUCUAUUUAUUCUUACUACCUACUGGUCGAGGAAAAGAAACGAGGAAUCACCUUCUUAUUCAUCAACAAAUGACCAAUUGGUGAAGGUUUCAUACGAAAACCUACACUAUGGAACCGAUGGGUUCUCAACUAGAAACUUGAUUGGAUCAGGAAGUUUUGGUUCUGUGUACAAAGGAACUCUUGCAUCAGAAGAUAAAUUUGUUGCCAUAAAGGUCCUAAAUCUUCAAAAGAAGGGAGCUCACAAGAGUUUUAUUGCUGAAUGUAAUGCACUCAAAAAUAUUAGACAUCGAAAUCUUGUUAGGAUUUUAACAUGUUGUUCGAGUGCUGAUUACAAUGGUCAAGAAUUUAAAGCUCUAGUUUUUGAGUACAUGGAAAAUGGAAGCUUAGAACAAUGGCUGCAUCCAAGUACAGUAAAUGUGAAGCCUCCAAGAACAUUGGACCUUGGUCAAAGAUUACAUAUCAUUAUUGAUGUUGCUUUUGCUUUACACUAUCUUCAUCAUGAGUGUGAGAAACCUAUCAUUCAUUGUGAUUUAAAGCCAAGCAAUAUCCUUCUUGAUGAUGACAUGAUUGCUCAUGUGAGUGAUUUUGGCAUAGCAAGACUUGUCUCAACCAUUAGUGGCACCUCUCUUAAGCAAACUAGCACAACUGGGCUAAUUGGGACUAUUGGCUAUGCUCCUCCAGAGUAUGGAAUGGGUUCUGAAGUGUCUACAUAUGGUGACAUCUAUAGCUUUGGGGUUCUUAUGUUGGAAAUGCUUACUGGAAGAAGGCCCACAGAUGAAAUAUUUGAGGGUGGUCAAAAUCUUCAUAACUUUGUUGAAAUUUCAUUUCCUGAGAAUCUGUUACAGAUUUUGGACCCAUCUCUUGUAUCAGUGGAUAAUGAAGCAGCAAUAGAAGAAGAAAAAAAUGGGAAUCUAAAUAAAAAUGUUGAAAAGUGCUUAAUUUCACUUUUUAGGAUUGGACUAGCUUGUUCAAUGGAAUCACCGAAAACAAGAAUGAGUAUGGUUGAUGUCACUAGGGAGCUUGAUCUAAUCAAAAGUUUCUUUCCUUCUGGUGGGAUUGAUGGUGGCUAA